AUUGUGCGCACGAUCACCGUUGCGCACACGCUGACAGUCAGUCGCCGCGAUAUCUCAACUUCGAACACUUGAGAAUCAAGCAUUCUUAAAAAAACAAUUCAAAAUCAUGUAUAAAAACUAAAUUCAUAAAUCGAAUUUUAUAUUUUUUACGUUUUUUUUUUCUGUGACAGUGUUCUUAAUUUGAAUUAUGGGUGUGUUUGAAUGUGUGGUGGCCAGUAAAAUGAAUCCUACUGAAAGCACGGAGGUUUUUACUAUAAACAUGGCUUCGAACGAAACUUUGAAUGAACCUGUGCGAUUGAGAAGAGAUGUGGAGUCCCAAUCUACGAAAACCAAUUUCUGGAACAGACAUGGCUUAUGGUGGACCAUGGGCAUUGAUUUGCCUCUCCUUCUGAUAUUACUAGCUCUGAUUGGACUAUUCGAGAUGGGGGUAAUCCCGAACCAUAAGGCUGGCUUCUACUGCAACGACCCAGCGCUAAGCUUCCCCUUCAAUGGAGACACGGUCACCUCACAAGUGCUAGUUUCUACGUUGCUGAUAAUGCCUAUAGUAAUUGUUGCUAUAACGGAGUACAUAUUCCUAGCAGCAGAUUUCUCUCAGUCAAGAAUACUACAGACUUGCAAGAAUACGUUCUAUCUAUACAGAACUUAUGUCUACGGUCUUCUCAUCAACUUGUGUGUAGUUGAGGUCAUGAAGGGUCUCGUUGGCAAUCCUAGGCCCACCUUCUUCGAUCUAUGCGAGCCUGAUGCUGCCAAGACUUGCAAAGGUUCUGAGUUCGUGGCAGACUUCAAGUGCACGUCUCAGCGGUUCUCGAGCUGGUACCAGAUGGACUCCUACCGCAGCUUCCCUUCAGGACACACUUCCAUGUCUGUUUACUGUGGACUCUUUAUUGCGUGGUACCUCCAACGUCGAGCCUUCAACUGGCGUCACCGCACCAUCUUCCUGGUUCCUGUACUGCAACUCCUCUGCCUCACCUAUGCUGCUGUCUGCUCGCUCACCAGGAUCACGGACCAUAGACAUCAUUGGUGGGAUGUGUUGGUCGGCGCCAUUGUCGGUGUUGCUAGUGUUUAUUAUGCUGUCAUCAUCAGCUCAAAUUUCACUUACUACCACUCAAGAGCCAGCGAUGCGAAAUCAGAAGAAAGCAGAAGAACCAUGAGAACUUUAAUAUACGACGAGCAACGACCGGUUACAGUGCCCUAGUGUUGUGAACAUUAUCUUAGGACUCGAUAACAAAUUGUAGGAGAAAAAACAUAGGAAAAUAGUACUUAUAGGAAUGGUAGGUCUAAUAGACCAGAAAUAAUAGAAUUUAGCCAUGUAACUCCUUAGAUAUGUCAUUAUUUGAAUUCGACGUGGAUUUGCAAAGAGUUUGCGAAUAAAAAACCAUUUUUUUUUCUGGGACUCGAAUUAUUUAUAAAGAAAAUUAUGAUGUCACAAUUUUUUCUGUUUUUUGGAGUGGUAUCUUAUAAAGUCAUGAAUAUCGUAAUUUUGCGAGUUCCGUAAAAUAUCGUUAUUCUUGAUUUUAUUGCAAAAUAUUUGACUUGACUAAAAUAUUCCAGAUUUAAAAAAAGAAAAAAUAAAGCACUGAAAAUGUUAACAAAAUGCAACUUAGUACCCGCCAUAUUAUAGUUUAGACAUGAGUUCAGUCACGGGAACUUAAAGUUAAGUUUAUGUUAAGUUAAAGCAUUUUAUGUCAAAUCCACAACUAUCAUGUAAAUACUAUUGUGGAAAUAAGUUAUUUAUUAAGCACCAUGUGACAGGCAUACAAUUUUGUGUCAGAAUGCAUUUUGUAUGCAAUGCAAGAAAUAUAAAUUAUUUACGUACACAGAACAUAGCUGUCUGAUUUCUCGCAAAAUAUCUAUGAGGUAACUUUCAGAUUGCUAAGUUACUAUGUAUUAUUGAUACUUGUAUUUUCUAUAUUAUGUAAAUAAUAAGAGUUUUUUUUUUGCUAUGGAUAUAUAUCUUAAGUACAUAUAAAAAUUUUCCUACUAAGCUAGGAACUCGAAAAACUCGAUAGAAAAAUUGGUUUUACUUAUUUUUCUACAAUUUCCAAGUUUCAUGAUAAAUAGUGUUAAUGUGUUUGACAAUUAAAUGACAAUGCAUUAAGUAUAUGAUUAAGUAUACCUUUUUAGUAUUAAGUAGCUGUACCUAUUUAUGUUAUCUAGGUACUAUUUAUUAUAGUUUGAAAAUAGUUAGAUAUCAGUAUUAGUAGAAAAUUAAAAAAGACAGUGAAUUCGAUGAAUUUGUGUUAAGUAGAAAAAUUACUUUAGUUAUAAAACGAAUAAUACUGUAUAAGUUAUUUUAAAUAAUAACUGAAAACUGUUAAGUUUUUGUUAAAUAAAAUGAAUAAGAAAUAUA
Molecule: messenger RNA, 2350 nt
Organism: Helicoverpa zea (corn earworm)
Lineage: Eukaryota; Metazoa; Arthropoda; Insecta; Lepidoptera; Noctuidae
Product: phospholipid phosphatase 2-like
Exons: 7
Coding region: 188-1195 (335 amino acids)
Biological process (GO): signal transduction; phospholipid dephosphorylation; phospholipid metabolic process
Molecular function (GO): phosphatidate phosphatase activity
Source: RefSeq, a predicted model, not a curated record